Molecule: messenger RNA, 2288 nt
Organism: Trachymyrmex septentrionalis
Lineage: Eukaryota; Metazoa; Arthropoda; Insecta; Hymenoptera; Formicidae
Gene: ogre
Product: innexin inx1
Exons: 4
Coding region: 463-1554 (363 amino acids)
Cellular component (GO): plasma membrane; gap junction
Molecular function (GO): gap junction channel activity
Source: RefSeq, a predicted model, not a curated record
AGAGAGAGAGGAGGGAGGGGAGGCGAUAGAAAAGGAAGGCGAAGCGGAGAGAAGGCGAGACGGAAGGAGAAAAAAGGAGGGAGGUAGAGAGGCACGCCGCGUGGACAACCGUGCACGCUCUUGUCUCUCUCUCGUUUCGUUUUGCUGCUUUCGUUCGCGCGAGAGCGCGGUGGAUGAGCUACGCUCGUUAGUGCCGGUUGAUGGUACGUCCUCGUGGUCCUGAACGACCUGAACCUCUAUUCGCGCCGUUAAAAUUCGUAAUCCGCCGAGAGGAGAGGCCUCCGGGAUAGCCUCGGCGCUCUUUCGAGGAUCGCACGUGGUGUUGGUAGUGUCAGUGGAGGUGGACGUGGUGCCGGCAGCUACGGCGGCGGAUCGAGGAAGGUCCUCAUCUUUGGGAAGCUCCUCUUCGUCGAGGAGGACGUCGUCCUCGCAUCGGCUCGAUAGCAACAACCCGACGCAAUCAUGUAUAAGCUACUGGGAGGAUUGAGCAAGUACUUGAAGCGGCAGGAGAUCAUCACGGACUCUGUGCUCUUUCGUUUGCAUAACCACUUCACCACGGUACUGCUGUUCACGUGCUCGUUGCUCGUCACGGCCACCCAAUACGUCGGUAACCCGAUCUCAUGCAUCGUCCAGGGUCUGCCUACUAAUCCCAUCAAUACUUACUGCUGGAUAACAUCCACGUUCACCAUGCCAGACGCGUUCAAUCGACAGGUCGGCUCGGAGGUGGCCCAUCCAGGAGUGGCCAACGACUUCGGAGAUGUCGAGGCAAGGAAAUACUACACGUACUAUCAGUGGGUCUGCUUCGUCCUGUUCUUCCAGGCGAUUCUGUGUUAUGUACCGCAAUGGCUGUGGGGUUUCUGGGAAGGCGGCCUGAUGCAAGCAUUGGUCAUGGGAAUGAAUUGUGGUAUGGAUACCAAGGACAACAUAACAAAGAAGAAAAGUAUUCUCAUGGAUUACUUGAUGAUGCACAUAAGGAAUCACAACACGUACGUGUAUCGGUACUUCGCCUGCGAGGUUCUGUGCCUCGUCAAUAUAAUCGGUCAACUCUAUCUGAUGAACCGAUUCUUCGAUGGCGAAUUCCUCAGCUAUGGUCUGCGAGUACUGCAGUUCUCGGAUACACCGCAAGAGGAACGAAUUGACCCCAUGGUCUAUGUGUUUCCCCGCGUUACCAAGUGUAUAUUCCACAAAUACGGAGCUUCGGGUACAAUACAGCAGCAUGAUUCUCUCUGCAUUCUGCCAUUAAAUAUCGUCAACGAAAAGACAUACAUCUUCAUCUGGUUCUGGUUCUUCAUACUAGGCAUCAUGUUAAUUGCUCUGAUAAUAUAUCGAGCUCUGAUCAUUUUCGCUCCAAUGAUACGGCCGAGAGUAUUACAUCUAUCGUCGAGACUAUUGCCCAUUGAAACUUGUCAGAGCGUCAGCAGAAAAGUCGACUUAGGUGACUGGUGGAUACUUUACAUUCUUUCGACCAACAUGGACUCGCUCCUCUAUAGGGAUUUCCUUAUGGAAUUUACGAAGAAGAUGGGUAAUACUAGCUCGAAGUCCGUGACCGCAUAAGCGCGAAAUCUUGGACGCGCACCUUGCGCUGUAUGAUAAUUUAAUUAUUUAGUUCAAAUACACCGAUACAUGGACUGACUCGCACCUCGCGGCGCGUUCCUGCAAGUAUGUUUACACUAAGAUAAUACAUGGUUAUAUUUUCAUAUCACGUAUUUCGAUCCACGUAUUAGUAGCAUCAGGUAUGCGUAAGCAAUUGAGAUUUAAAUUGGAUUUAAAUUGUUUUUCUAAACAAUGAUUCAAAAUCGUCAUUAACUUUUAAACAAAUAAGUAGUUGAAACAAAACACAACGAAACAAAGUAACAAUGACAUGAUCAAUCAUUACUUCGCUUUGUUAUGCGUUUUGCUUUAACCACUGAUUUAUUUAAAAGUUAGAAGAAUAUUCUGAAUCGUAGUAUAAAUAAUUAGUCUUUCCCAAGCGUUCAAUUCUAGACGUAUAUGUAUAUUUCAUUUUUACCGUUUUUUUUUUAUAUUGCAUGUAUAUCCAUAUCCCGCGUAAUUCUAUAUACAAGUUGCUUGGGAAUGAUUAAUUCAAUGAUUUUAUACUCAGUCUCAUGAAAGAGAUUUUUAAUAAAAUAGUUUUAUAUGUAGGAUAUACCUAAAUAGAUGCUAAAAAGUAGGUAUAAAGAAAUAAUAGACCAAUCGAAAGAGUGUUUAGCCUGAGAGAUGAUUCUAAUGUAAUUUUGAGGUGUGAACGCGAACAAAUAAAAAUCCAGCUCAAUUUCGUAGCACCCGCG